CGUUCCCGGUCCCUCCCACGAGGGGGCGGGCUGAGGUCAAAUCUCCCGCCGGUCCCACAGCCGCACGCUGAUUGGCUCCGGGCCGGCGGCGCCGGCUCCCGAUUGGCCCGAGCUCCGGGGAUAAAGAAGCACGGCGCGGGAACCGGCGUGAGCCUGCAGGGCGGCGGCAGCGGCGGCGGGUCCUCGAUUUGUGAUCUCCCUGAAGGCACCAUGAGCUGCAUCAACAUGCCCACCGUGCUGCCCGGCUCCCCCAGCAAGACCCGGGGGCAGAUCCAGGUGAUUCUCGGACCCAUGUUCUCAGGAAAAAGUACUGAGCUGAUGAGACGGGUCCGUCGCUUCCAGAUUGCCCAGUACAAGUGCCUGGUGAUCAAAUAUGCCAAAGACACGCGUUACAGCAGCAACUUCUCCACGCAUGACCGGAACACCAUGGAGGCCUUGCCAGCCUGCGUGCUCCGGGAUGUAGCCCAGGAGGCCCUGGGCGUGGCUGUUAUAGGCAUCGACGAAGGCCAGUUUUUCCCCGACAUCGUGGAGUUCAGCGAGACCAUGGCCAAUGCCGGGAAGACCGUCAUUGUGGCUGCACUGGAUGGGACCUUCCAGAGGAAGGCUUUCGGGACCAUCCUGAACCUGGUGCCCCUGGCCGAGAGCGUGGUGAAGCUGACGGCAGUGUGCAUGGAGUGCUUCCGAGAGGCCGCCUACACCAAGAGGCUGGGCGUGGAGAAAGAGGUCGAGGUGAUAGGAGGAGCGGACAAGUACCACUCCGUGUGCCGCCUCUGCUACUUCAAGAAGGCCUCGGGUCAGCCUGCCGGGCUGGACAGCAAAGAGAAUAAAGAGAACUGCCCGGUGCGGGGGAAGCCUGGCGAGGCCGUGGGAGCCAGGAAGCUAUUUGCUCCUCAUCACAUCCUGCAGUGCAGCCCGGCCAACUGAGGCACAGGCCCCACCCCCAGGAUGGGUGCUGACAGGCCACCCGCUCCCGGGCCUGCUGCUGCCCCCCGGCGGACACCUGCCCGCUGCGCGCUGCCUGGCCUUCUCGGAGGAGGAAGCAGGGGUGGGGGUGUGAAGUUUCACCAGCGCUCCUUCCCCAGCCAAGGGCCA
This is a messenger RNA of Kogia breviceps (pygmy sperm whale), 1092 nucleotides long. RefSeq names its product thymidine kinase 1 (gene TK1). NCBI's taxonomy places the organism in Eukaryota, Metazoa, Chordata, Mammalia, Artiodactyla, Physeteridae. Gene Ontology annotation, molecular function: thymidine kinase activity; ATP binding. The record is from RefSeq and is a predicted model, not a curated record. Gene Ontology annotation, biological process: thymidine metabolic process.